UUAUAUUCCCUUUAGUACCUCCGUUUUGAACGAAAUAUGAACACAGACUGCCGGCCAUUAGUUCACAACACCACCCACGAAUCUUCCAUACAACUUUUCUUAAUAACAAACUUGUAUAAAUCUUAUCUCCCGCAUAAUCUCUUUCCCCAAUCAAAAAUCACACAACACAAAUUGUGAAAGAAUCAAAAUCAAAAUCAAAAUGAUGGAAUUUUCACAAUUAGGAUCUGGUCUAGCAGCUCUAAUGUUCUUCUGGACAAUAUACCAGCAUUACAUUCCACCAAAAUUACGCGAAUCAAUCGAAUUUUUCAGUUCUCGAUACUCGCACAAAUUAGUCAAUUAUUUAUCUCCUUACCUUGACAUUGUUUUCGAUGAGUACACUGAUGAUCGAUUUAAUCGAAGUGAAGUUUAUGUCGCAAUUCAAAACUAUCUUAGUGAUAAAUCUUCAAUUGAAGCUAGAAGUAUGAAGGCUGAUUAUGUUAAAGAUAGUAAGUCUUUGUUGUUGAAAUUGGGUGAUAAUGAAGAAAUUCGGGAUGAUUAUCUUGGUGUUCAAGUGUGGUGGUCUUUUAAUAAAGACGUCGUUUCUCAACCUUCUUUCUCUUUCUUUGCUUCCUCUGAUGAGAAAAGAUACUACACACUGGUCUUUCAUGGUAAACACAGGAAGUUCAUACUAGACACCUAUCUGCCAUAUGUUUUAGAGGAAGGCGAGGCGAUUGCAGUCCGAAAAAGGACACGAAAACUGUUUACCAAUGCAGGAAGUGAUGGACCAGAUUGGACGGGUGAUCGAGAAAACAUGUGGAACCACAUCCAGUUUAAACACCCAUCAACCAUAGAAAUGCUAGCAAUGGAAGAAUCUAAGAAAGCCAUGAUUCUUGAUGACUUGCUAUGGUUUAAGAGUGCAAAAGAGUACUACGCGCAAAUUGGGAAGCCAUGGAAGCGAGGAUAUCUUCUCUACGGCCCUCCAGGAACAGGGAAGUCCACACUUGUUGCAGCAAUGGCUAAUCUUUUAGACUAUGAUAUAUACGAUCUCGAAUUGACUUCAGUGAAGGAUAAUAUGCAAUUAAGAAGGUUAUUAAUUGAGACAACUAGUAAGUCUAUAAUUCUAAUAGAAGAUAUAGAUUGUUCAUUGGAUUUAACAGGAAAAAGAAAGAAGAAAAAAAGUGGGGAUGAUCAGGAACAGGAAGAAGGAAAAGACCCUUUAAGAAAGAAAAUUGAAGGAGAAGAUGAAAAGAAAGGAAGUGAAGUGACAUUGUCGGGUUUGCUAAACUUCAUUGAUGGAAUAUGGUCGGCUUGUGGGGAAGAAAGAAUUAUAGUGUUUACGACUAAUCAUGUUGAUAAGCUUGAUCCUGCUUUAGUAAGGCCAGGAAGAAUGGAUGUUCAUAUUGAGUUGUCGUAUUGUCGAAAAGAUGCAUUUAGGAUAUUAGCUAAGAACUAUUUGAGGGUUGAAUCACAUCCAAUGUUUGAUUCAAUUGAGAGAAUGUUGGAGGAUGUAAAUGUUACUCCUGCACAUGUUGCUGAGAAUUUGAUGCCUAGAUCAGUUAAAAGUACUAAUGCUGAAGAUUGUUUGAGGAAUUUAGUUAUGUUUCUUGAGAAGAUGAGGCUAGUGAAGGUCAAAUCUCAAGAGGAAAUUGUAUUCAAAAAUGAAGAAGAAAGUGAUCAAAAGCUUACAUCUGACGAUGACAAAUAGAUUUCUACAAAUUAAAAUUAUUACACCUGAUAAAAAGGUGAAGACUGUUGUUGUGUUGUAACUGGUGUUUGAGUUUCAAGAAGAUAACAAUUAAUUACUUCCUCA
Amaranthus tricolor (Joseph's coat) is the source of this 1789-nucleotide messenger RNA. Its product is annotated as AAA-ATPase At3g28510-like. The record is from RefSeq and is a predicted model, not a curated record. The transcript is spliced from 2 exons. The coding region runs from base 200 to 1684 and encodes 494 amino acids. Gene Ontology annotation, molecular function: ATP hydrolysis activity; ATP binding. NCBI's taxonomy places the organism in Eukaryota, Viridiplantae, Streptophyta, Magnoliopsida, Caryophyllales, Amaranthaceae.